Molecule: messenger RNA, 2070 nt
Organism: Sinocyclocheilus grahami
Lineage: Eukaryota; Metazoa; Chordata; Actinopteri; Cypriniformes; Cyprinidae
Product: E3 ubiquitin-protein ligase RNF115-like
Exons: 9
Coding region: 39-971 (310 amino acids)
Biological process (GO): ubiquitin-dependent protein catabolic process
Cellular component (GO): nucleus
Molecular function (GO): ubiquitin protein ligase activity
Source: RefSeq, a predicted model, not a curated record
CUGCUGCUGUUUGGGGAACAGACAGUCUCACGAAAAACAUGGCGGAGGCUGCGGCGGUCCCUCCGCAUCGCUUCUUCUGUCACUGUUGUAAGGGUGAAGUGAGCCCCAAACUGCCGGAGUAUAUCUGUCCCAGAUGUGACUCGGGCUUCAUCGAGGAGGUUACAGAAGACUCCAGUCUUCUGGACAGUAGUUCAAAUAGCCUUGAUGACACAGCUUCACAGUUUGCUGAGCUAUGGCAGCUGUUGUUCGUGGAGAGGCCGUUCAGUCUGGAUCUAGACAGUCCUGACUCUGAGCGAGUCCCGGGAGGGGGCAGUGGGUCUGGGAGUCUCGGAACAGGGCCAUUCGGCGGUUCUGUCCCAGGUGGGCUUGGUGGGUCCCUGAGCGGCCCUCUAGGCGGAGGAGAGCACUGGGGUCCUGGUCGUCCUCCACGCCUGCACACGCAGAGGAGGUACCGAUCCAGAGGAAGCAGUCGACCGGAUCGCUCUCCCGCUGUUGAGGGAAUAGUACAGCAGUUUCUCGCAGGCCUUUUUGCCAAUUCAGGAGUACCAGGCUCUCCUCCACUGUCAUGGACGGGCAUGCUGCACUCAAACCCUGGGGACUACGCCUGGGGACAGGGGGGUCUGGAUGCAGUCAUCACACAGUUAUUGGGUCAGUUUGAGAACACGGGUCCUCCUCCUGCUGAGAAAGAUAAAAUUUCCUCCCUCCCCACUGUUAUCAUCACUCAGGAACACACUGACUGCAAUAUGGAGUGCCCUGUAUGUAAGGAAGACUACACGGUCGGUGAGGCGGUCAGGCAGCUGCCCUGUAACCACAUCUUCCAUAGUGACUGCAUUGUGCCCUGGCUUGAACUGCACGACACAUGUCCUGUGUGCAGGAAGAGCCUCAAUGGGGAUGAAAGCGGCACUCGGUCCUCAUCAGAGCCUUCCUCCCUAAACACUGAUCCUCGCACACCGGAGAGAUGGUCCUUCUGAAACACAUGCACACACGUCCGCCUGUCUCAUCUGAGCUCUCUGUCUUAACCCAAGCUUAUUUGUCUCUCUCUGCUUUUCUUUUUUUUUUGUCUAUUCUUUGUGUUCAUCCCACCAUGCUGGUGUAUUUUUACUAUGGUUUGUUUACUUCUGUUCUCUAACUCUGUCCUUCUCAGUUGUGUCUAUCCUAAUGUUUCUGUGUCAUUUAGACGUCUUUGAUCUCCUCCAGAGUUUUCGCCUAGUUUACCCUUCCCUUUUUCCUUCCCCGAGUGAACAAACAAACAGUGCAGGAUGAGGGUAGGGUCGGGCACAUAUUGUUGCUGUAGCAGCACAACUCCCCAACCCACAUUUAGAUGGUACAGUGUUCGGCUGUACUCCCCGCCUCUUGUCGUUCAAUGUGAAUUCUCAUUGGGAUGGGGUGCCGUGUCUUUGCCCCUUUGUACAGGAGAUCAUGAAGUUUAGUCUCUCUCUCUCCUUUUUGAUUCCAACUCUGGUGUGUAUAUAUCACAAACCCAUCAAUGUCAUUCAGUUUAAUUUGAUUUAGUUCCUUUCACUCUCAUUUCUAUUACAGUUUCUUCUAAUGUAAAUAAUUUUAGUUGGCAAACUCAUUUAAGGAAGACAAAAAAAAAACAUUGAUGAAAAUGACGAUGAAUUGCUAAAUAUUAAAGUAUAUAAAUAUAUAUUAUAUGAUGUGUAUGACCAUGAUGUAUUAAUAAUAAAAUUGAAUAAAAACAAGGCAACAUGUUGAUCUUAUGAUACAGAUGAACAACAAAUGCAUUCAGAUCUUCCUAUUUGAUUUUUGUUGACAUAAAUAUGCGUUCUCAGACGAGAUGGCUGUGAGAAGUUGCGUUUAUUGCGUCUUUUUAAUUCUUCGUGUGUUUCAAGGAAUUUUAUACAUCAAGUUUUUCCAGGAAUGCUAGCAUUACUUGUUAAAACAUGACUCAAUCACAUUAUUGCCUUUAAAAUUGAUAAUUGUCUCAUAAAUCAUCAUUUGGCUGCCAAUGCACCAAAACAGCUUAUCAAGCCAGAUGGAUAGAUUAUAAACCACCGUUGAAUCUAGUGAAAUGAUUUCUUUGUGAUCGUGGUUGCUGCAGUCAUUUGA